Molecule: messenger RNA, 1683 nt
Organism: Zasmidium cellare ATCC 36951
Lineage: Eukaryota; Fungi; Ascomycota; Dothideomycetes; Mycosphaerellales; Mycosphaerellaceae
Exons: 4
Coding region: 1-1683 (560 amino acids)
Biological process (GO): carbohydrate transport; transmembrane transport
Cellular component (GO): membrane
Molecular function (GO): carbohydrate:proton symporter activity
Source: RefSeq, a predicted model, not a curated record
AUGGAUAUCUCAACCGACGACAAGAAACCCCCAACCCCCAGCCAAGACAAGGUCGCCAGCAUGCACGAGAACCAGGCCGAGCGGAAGCCUUCCGAAUCGGCGUAUGCGCAGCGCGAGCCGUACUGUCAGCCUGGUUUCAGAGGGUUGUUUGCGAGUCAGUAUGUGGCGCUUUGUGCGGCUUUUAGUGCCAUGGGUGGUUUACUAUUUGGCUACGAUCAGGGAGUCGUCAGUGUUAUUCUUGUCGAACAGCAAUUCUUGCAGAGAUUUACGAGGAUCGCGGAGGGGAGCGCUGGAGCUGGGUUUUGGAAGGGGUUGUUGACCGCUAUGAUCGAACUAGGUGCACUUCUCGGUGCACUUAACCAAGGCUGGAUCGCGGACAAAUUCUCCAGAAAGUACUCGAUUGCCAUGGCUGUUGUCGUCUUCACCAUCGGAUCCGCUCUCCAGACCGCCGCCAUGAACUAUGCAAUGCUGGUUGUCGCGAGAUUCAUCGGUGGUCUAGGCAUUGGUAUGCUGUCCAUGGUCGCGCCGCUGUUCAUCAGCGAGAUUUCGCCGCCGGAGAUCAGAGGCACAUUGCUCGUGCUUGAGGAGUUUAGCAUUGUCACUGGCAUUGUCAUUGCUUUCUGGAUUACGUACGGGACGUAUUAUAUGUCUGGAGAGUGGGCGUGGAGGUUGCCGUUUUUGAUCCAGAUCUUGCCUGGACUUGUGCUUGGUGUUGGGAUUCUCUUCCUGCCUUUCUCACCCAGAUGGCUGGCUUCCAAGGGCAGAGAUGACGAGGCUCUGGUCAAUUUGGCGAAGCUGCGACAGUUACCAACCACAGAUUCGAGAGUUCAAUUGGAGUGGUUCGAUAUUCGAGCGGAGGUAGCUUUGCACAAGGAGAUCUCAGUCGAGAGGCACCCAAAGCUGCAGGAAAGAACGAGAAUGAAUCGACUGAAGCUGGAGAUUGCCAGUUGGGCUGACUGCUUCAAGAGAGGUUGUUGGCGAAGGACGCAUGUUGGUGUUGGGUUAAUGUUCUUCCAACAGUUCGUUGGUAUUAACGCUUUGAUCUACUAUUCGCCAACGCUUUUUGAGACCAUGGGACUAGACUACAACAUGCGCCUCAUCAUGUCCGGCGUCUUGAACGUUACCCAGCUCGUUGGCGUCACCAGCAGCCUCUGGACGAUGGACCGAUUCGGCCGACGCCCUCUCCUCCUCGCUGGUAGCGCUUUGAUGUUCAUCUCGCACCUUAUAAUCUCCAUCCUUGUCGGCAAAUUCUCCCACGAUUGGCCCUCUCACCGUCCGGAAGGCUGGGCCAGCGUCGCCAUGCUCCUCUUCUACAUGCUCUCCUUCGGCGCUUCCUGGGGUCCCGUCCCUUGGGCUAUGCCGUCUGAAGUCUUCCCUUCGUCUCUCCGAGCGAAAGGCGUUGCGCUGUCUACGUGCUCGAACUGGCUCAACAACUUCAUCAUCGGCUUGAUCACCCCUCCACUGGUCGAGAAUACAGGCUAUGGCGCGUAUGUCUUCUUUGCGGUAUUUUGCUUGGCGAGUUUCGUGUGGACGUUCUUCUUUGUGCCGGAGACAAAAGGCAAGAGUUUGGAGGCUAUGGACAUGGUCUUCAAGGAUGUUAGCUCGGAGGCGGAGGAGCAGAGGCGGGAAAAGAUUGAGAGGGAGAUUGUUGCGGGGAGUGUGAAUGCUGUGCCGAAGGUGUGA